This is a messenger RNA of Pezoporus flaviventris, 1205 nucleotides long. Its product is annotated as olfactory receptor 14C36-like. Gene Ontology annotation, biological process: G protein-coupled receptor signaling pathway. The transcript has a single exon. NCBI's taxonomy places the organism in Eukaryota, Metazoa, Chordata, Aves, Psittaciformes, Psittacidae. Gene Ontology annotation, cellular component: membrane. Gene Ontology annotation, molecular function: G protein-coupled receptor activity; olfactory receptor activity. The record is from RefSeq and is a predicted model, not a curated record. The coding region runs from base 130 to 1098 and encodes 322 amino acids.
UCUCCUCUCCUGCUAAAAUGUGCUCAGUUGUGAAUGUGUAAACUGAACUUCUGUAUCUGACAUCCCUCCUGUCCUAACCUGUCACUGCCUUUUUCUCCUCUGACGGUGCCCCAUGCCCAGAGGCAGCAGAUGUCCAACGGCAGCUCCAUCACCCACUUCCUCCUCCUGCCAUUCGCACACACGCGGGACCUGCAGCUCUGCCACUUCUGGCUCUUCCUGGGCAUCUCCCUGGCUGCGCUCCUGGGCAAUGGCCUCAUCAUCACCAGCACAGCCUGUGACCAGCACCUCCACACCCCCAGGUACUUCUUCCUCCUCAACCUCUCCCUGCUGGACCUGGGCUGCAUCUCCACCACUGUCCCCAAAUCCAUGGCCAAUUCCCUCUGGGACACCAGGGUCAUCUCCUACACAGGUUGUGUUGCACAGCUCUUUUUCGUUGUCUUUUUCAUCUCAGCAGAGUAUUCUCUCCUCACUGCCAUGUCCUACGACCGCUACGUGGCCAUCUGCAAGCCCCUGCACUAUGGGACCCUCCUGGGCAGCAGAGCUUGUGUCCACAUGGCAGCAGCUGCCUGGGGCACUGGGUUUCUCAAUGCUCUGCUGCACAUGGCCAAUACAUUUUCACUGCCCCUGUGCCGAGGCAAUGAUGUGGAGCAGUUCUUCUGUGAAAUACCGCAGAUCCUCAAGCUCUCCUGCUCACACUCCUACCUCAGGGAAGUCGGGCUUCUUGUGGUUGGUGUCCUGAUUACUGUUGGCUGUUUUGUUUUUAUUGUGGGGUCCUAUGUGCAGAUCUUCAGGGCCGUGCUGAGGAUGCCCUCUGAGCAGGGACGCCACAAAGCCUUUUCCACGUGCCUCCCUCACCUGGCCGUGCUUUCCCUGCUUCUCAGCACUGGCACAUUUGCCUACCUGAAGCCCCCCUCCAUCUCCUCCCCAUCCCUGGAUCUGGUGGUGUCAGUGCUGUACUCGGUGGUGCCUCCAGCAGUGAACCCCCUCAUCUACAGCCUGAGAAACCAGGAGCUGAAGGAUGCUGUGAGGAAGCUGGUGACCAGAUGUGUUUCAGCAGCCAUACACUGCCUGUUUUGCUCUGCAAAAGACUCCCAGUGAAGGUCACGACAGGUCACGUCUGUCUUUCCUGCUUUACAUUUGUUUUCCUGUUUUGAUUUGCGGUGAUGUCUUCACAGAAAUGUCAGUUUUCAUCUCCUCCUGCUUAA